AGUGUGGCAAGAGCGGUGCAUUCUGGGAUGCAGUUUAUCAUCCCAUUGGCUUCCUGGUUGACCAGAAGUAGACCACGUGGUUUGUGUUCCUUUCUAUCUUUGAUGUUUCAAGCAGCAAUUGAAAACUACUCGGUUUUCAAUUAAGAGAGGCCUCUCCGUUUCGUCCCGCCUCCAACUAUGGGGGUGCCUCCGCACCCCAAGAAAGGGGGCAAAAAGAAGAAAGAUCAGCGGAAACAAGCUCCACCUCCUGACUCGGUUGAAGCCAGUGGGAGCAAAGAAAGCAAAAAGGUGUCCAUCCCCAAACUGGACCAGGCUUCGGCUGAGUAUUUCCGUCGGGCUCAUGACACCUUGAAAUCGGGGUUCGAAUCUGAGGAGGAGAAAGGUCUGUUUAUUAGCAAUGUCUUGGAAGAGGCUGAAGCAGUGGCCCUGCCCUUAGCCCUGGAUACAUCCGGUUCUCUGCUCCUCCAGGCCCUGAUCCCCUCCACUUCAUCGUCCAGCUUGAGCCGCUUCCUCCAGGCCUUGAUCCCCUCCUUGCCCCUGGCUGCUUGCCACUCCUGUGGGGCCCACAUCCUGGAGGCUGUCUUGCUGCGCUCCCCGUUACUGAUCAGGGAUGGUGCCGAGGACUCUGAGACGCUGGAGGACCUCGUUCUGGAACUGGGAAGGACAGUGCAGAAGGAACUGUCCACUUUUGCUUUGGACGCCCAUGCCAGUUUUGUGGUGCGGACGCUGCUUCAGGUGCUCGGAGGGGUCCGAGUCGGGUCAGACGGAGGCCGAGGACUCCCGGGUUUAGGAAUUUCAAGCUCUAGAGCAAAGCGGGCCAAACCAGAAAGUGAUUUGCCUUUGGAAUUUGAAGUCCCGGACUCCUUUAUUUCCCUCCUCCAUGAAUUCGGUGGCUGCUUUCAGGAGCACAUUUCAGACUUUAUUACCAACAAAUAUUUCAGCCUCUGCCUCCAAGUGGCCCUGGAAGUCUUACAUAGGAAGCUGCCUGACUCCUGUUCAGAGCUGUGCUGCUCAGUGAUUGGCUACCUGAGCUCCUGCAACCCGACCGCUGGGCAGAGUCCUCUCCUGGUGUUCCUAAAAGAUGCCACCUGCAGCCGGGUGCUGGACAAGGUCCUAGAAGUGUCCAACCCAAAGGCCUUGCGGUCUUUCUACAAGGCACAUGUCAAGGGGCAGCUGCGGGUCCUGGCGGAGCACGGAGUGGCCAAUUUCACUCUGCAGCGGCUCAUUCAGGCCGCCUCUCGGAAGCUGCUGGGACAACUCUUUGAGGAGCUGAGCCCAGGAGUGGAGGAGAUCAUGGCCCAUGAGCAUUUGGGUGUCAUCACGGCGCUCCUGGGGGCCUGCAGAAAACGUGGGGCGUACCAGCAGGAGGUGCUGCAGAUCCUCAUGGAGGCUUUUCACUGCUGGGAACCUCCCUCUCGCCAAGCGUCCUGUGUGCCUCUGUUUGCUUCUGUGUUGGCCUAUGAAGUGUAUUACAGUGAAGAGGAUGGAGAAGAUCCACCUCAGGGUCAGGAAGCCACAUCCCAUCCUUUAAGUUCAGUCUCAUACCACGGUUCCCUUAUGCUCCAGCACUUGCUACACUUUGCUGAUCCCUCCAUGGUGCUGCGCAGCUUCGGGGCCAUGACUCCCAAGGAUCUUGUCAUCCUGGCUUGUGAUCCUGCAGGAAGCCACGUUUUUAACGCUCUCCUGGACAGUCCCACUGUCCCCGAAAAACAGAGGCGGAAGGUGCUGCGGCUCCUCAAGGGUUCCUACCUCUCUCUGGCUUGUAACAAGCAUGGAAGUCGUGUCCUGGAUGCCAUUUGGAACAAAGCCAGUCUGCCAGCCAAGCAAGCCAUGGCUCAAGAAUUGGCUGAGCAUGAGCCACAGCUCCGCCAUGACCCUUUUGGCCAUCAUGUGUCCCGCAACUUUGCCUUGACCCAUUUCCUCAAGCGCCGCCAGGAUUGGGACCGCCAUCAGGAGGCAGAGAAGAAGCGGAGGAAUCUCUUUGCUGAGAUCCUGGAUGGUUGAAUCAGGUCAAGGAUUGGGACAUUGCAUACUUUUAGUUGCCGCUGUGGCGUUUUGCCCGUGAGAAGAAGCAAAGGACCUGCCAUGUGGGUACUUCUCUGCGUUCAUGCUCCACACAACAGUUCCUGAGCAUAGAAAUGCUGGAGGACAAUGUACCAGGGGUUGUUGAGGGGCAUCCCUAUCAUCUGCUCUGAAAUGGAUAUAAUUUUGCUGGUUAUUAAGAACCCCCUUUUAUAACA
This is a messenger RNA of Anolis carolinensis (green anole), 2240 nucleotides long. It is a transcript of the gene nop9, whose product is annotated as NOP9 nucleolar protein. The record is from RefSeq and is a predicted model, not a curated record. Lineage: Eukaryota; Metazoa; Chordata; Lepidosauria; Squamata; Anolidae. Gene Ontology annotation, cellular component: 90S preribosome; nucleolus; preribosome, small subunit precursor. The transcript is spliced from 11 exons. The coding region runs from base 178 to 2004 and encodes 608 amino acids. Gene Ontology annotation, biological process: endonucleolytic cleavage in ITS1 to separate SSU-rRNA from 5.8S rRNA and LSU-rRNA from tricistronic rRNA transcript (SSU-rRNA, 5.8S rRNA, LSU-rRNA); endonucleolytic cleavage to generate mature 5'-end of SSU-rRNA from (SSU-rRNA, 5.8S rRNA, LSU-rRNA); endonucleolytic cleavage in 5'-ETS of tricistronic rRNA transcript (SSU-rRNA, 5.8S rRNA, LSU-rRNA). Gene Ontology annotation, molecular function: RNA binding.